UAUAAGAAGGCAUUUUUUGAGGUCUUCCCAACGGACACUCAGCACUGAAACGAGUCCCCCUCUGACCAUACGCGAGCAAGAGGAUGGAAUCAGGUUCGAAGAGCCCUCGCUCGAUUACAAGGACUUGCUCUAAUUUUAGGAGGAUCAUUUUGAAUAAUCCAAAGAAGAGGAAUGCCUUAUCCCUUGCCAUGAUGACCUCUCUGCGGGAAGACAUCCUGACUGAUAUUGAUGAUGAGGACCUCAGAGUCAUUAUAAUAUCAGCACGGGGUCCUGUGUUCUCCUCAGGUCAUGACCUUAAGGAGUUGACCUCAGCACAAGGCAGGGACUAUCACACUAGUGUGUUCAGUGUGUGUUCAGAGGUGAUGACCCUGAUUCAGGAUAUACCAGUACCUGUGAUCGCCAUGGUGAAUGGCAUUGCUACAGCAGCAGGCUGCCAGUUAGUUGCCAGUUGUGACAUUGCUGUGGCAACAGACAAGUCAACUUUUGCAACCCCUGGUGUGAACGUUGGCCUGUUCUGCUCCACUCCAGGAGUGGCACUCGGGAGGGCUGUGCCCAGAAAGGUUGCAAUGGAGAUGUUGUUCACGGGCCGCCCGAUCACAGCGCAGGAAGCUCUGCUCCACGGGCUGGUGAGUAAGGUCGUGAGCGAGGAGCGUCUGGAGGAGGAGGCACUGGGUAUCGCGCGGCGGGUGUGUGAGUCCAGCCGCCCAGUGCUGGCUCUGGGGAAAGCAGCAUUCCAAAGGCAGAUGGCGCAAGGCCGCGAUGCUGCGUAUGCCACUGCUGUGGCUGUCAUGGUGGACAACCUGGCACUGCGUGACGGACAGGAGGGCAUCAGAGCCUUCCUAGAGAAACGCAGGCCUAUGUGGACUAACAGCACCGAGAAAGCCUACAAAUGACUCCUACAGACAACUGUACAGCUAAACAACUGGGUUUGAAAUAGAGGGGGCAUAAACUCUAACACUGAGAUGGCAUAAUGGCUUAUUACAGAACAGUGUACUGAUUUCUGUGGUGUGACAGCAAGGGUGGGAUAACAAGAUUUCCAUGACAGCUUCCUGUUAGGGGCUCAGUCAGAACACAGGCACUUAAAAACCCUAGAGCUCCCCCAAUCUGUAGUGCUUAAAUUAACUUAUACUUUUAUUUUGAAUCAAACGGAUGCGUGAAGUACUUAAAUAUAGGCAGAUUCGUUGUUUUCAAAAAACAAAACAUCCAUCAGUUGGCUACUCACUGUCCAGUAUUCAGUGGCUGUGACUGAACAUGAUGCAAUUUUAAGUCACUAUUAAAAUUUGAGAAUUUGUGGGCUAGAUGUAUGUUUAAAUAUAACACAUCUGUUAUUACCAGAUGGAGAUGUUUAAACCCAAUAAAAGUCAUUGGUAAAACUUGA
Molecule: messenger RNA, 1378 nt
Organism: Electrophorus electricus (electric eel)
Lineage: Eukaryota; Metazoa; Chordata; Actinopteri; Gymnotiformes; Gymnotidae
Source: RefSeq, a predicted model, not a curated record